CAAUGAAAGCAACAUUUUCUACAUAUCUCACUGAGGGGCUUAUUUUAGUCUCUCCGGCUAUGUUUCUGCUUGUUUUGCUUUUGAUGGCCACAGUUAAACUUCCACACAACCAAUUUUGUGUUUUACUUGGAAUUGCCCAAUUAUUUUUCUUAGUUUUAUUUGCUCUUUUUUCACAACACGAUCCUAAUGCCCUUCCUUCAUCAGUUCCAAUCGGUUCUGUUUUGAUACAAGAAUCACAGAAAAAAUUAACUGAUUUCCAAGAUGUUCAUUCUAUACUUCUUGUUGGUUUUGGGUUUCUGGUUGUUUUUGUUCGUCGAUAUGGAUUUGGAUCGUUUACAAUGUCAAUGAUGUUAACGGCUUUUACUUUAGAAUUAGCUCUACUUGUUCGAGGGUUUUUAACUGAUGAAUUUGCCCUCUAUGGAAAAUUUUACGUUAAUCUACAAAAUUUAAUUAAUGCUGACUACACAGCUGCAGUUGUUUUAAUCUCUUUUGGAGCUUUAUGUGGUAAAUUGUCUCCAAUGCAAUACUUGCUUAUGGCUCUAAUUGAAGCCCCAUUUUCUAUCUUUAACGAAUAUAUUGUUGUCAAAAUACUUGGAGUUCAAGAUUUGGGAGGUUCAAUGAUUAUUCACGUUUUUGGGGCUGUUUUUGGAUUAAUUGCUGGACGAGUACUUUUUACUAAAACAUGGAGAGACAGCGAACAUUUGGGGAGUGUUUAUCAUUCUGAUAUAUUUACUUUUGUUGCUACCGGCUUUCUUUGGGUCUUUUGGCCUUCCUUCAAUGCCGCAAAUGCAUUCGGAGCAGAUGCCCGUAAUCGUUCAAUUGUGAAUACAUACACAUCCUUAAUUGGUAGUACAAUUACUGCUUUUGUUGUUUCCUCUUUUUACAACAAAAAAGAGAAUUUCAAUGUUCGCCAUUUGGUUAAUGCCCCAUUAGCGGGUGGAGUUGCUCUGGGUGCUUGUGCUAAUAUUCUUUUGGCACCUUUCGAUGCUUUAGCUAUAGGGGUUGUUAGCGGGGCUGUUGCUGUUUUUGGAUAUAUUUUUAUUUCUCCAAUCCUCGAAAAGAAAUGCGGAUUUAGCGAUACAAGAGGUGUAAAUAAUUUACAUGCAAUGCCCGGAAUGAUUGGAGUAUUGGCUAGUGCAAUAGUUCUUCUUUGCUACAAAGAUGGAAAUUAUAAUUUUAGUUCAAGAAUUAUUCAAUCUGGACGAACCCAAUCCCAACAAGCACUUUUCCAACUUUGUGGUCUUGUUGUAACCCUUUUGUUAGCCGGAGUUGUUGGGGCAAUUACUGGUCUCAUUUUAAAACUUAAUUGGCUUACACACGUUCCUGAUUCGAAAGUCUACUGUGACGAUAAUUUCUUUGAUGUGCCUGAAGAUUAUGAGUUUACAACAAGAAUUUCUUCAAAUAUUGAACAUUUAGAAUUUACAGAAAUGAAGCCUACAAAUGAAAAAUCAAAAUUAAUGCCUUCGGUAAUGCUUAAAAAAGCAAAUAUGUAA
Molecule: messenger RNA, 1493 nt
Organism: Meloidogyne enterolobii
Lineage: Eukaryota; Metazoa; Nematoda; Chromadorea; Rhabditida; Meloidogynidae
Source: the annotation of a GenBank genome assembly